This is a messenger RNA of Cloeon dipterum, 2306 nucleotides long. It is a transcript of the gene alpha-PheRS, whose product is annotated as phenylalanine--tRNA ligase alpha subunit. Lineage: Eukaryota; Metazoa; Arthropoda; Insecta; Ephemeroptera; Baetidae. Bases 93 to 2273 code for a protein of 726 amino acids. Gene Ontology annotation, biological process: phenylalanyl-tRNA aminoacylation. Gene Ontology annotation, molecular function: phenylalanine-tRNA ligase activity; tRNA binding; ATP binding. The record is from RefSeq and is a predicted model, not a curated record. Gene Ontology annotation, cellular component: phenylalanine-tRNA ligase complex; cytoplasm; cytosol. The transcript has 7 exons.
AAAAAAGGGGCGUGGCUCAGCUUCAGCUGUUCGUUCUGUCGGUGCCCUUGAUGAGGCGAAUCCACGUGUGAUAGUUGUUUUGUCGCAUCAAAAUGACUGUCAGCCUUCCAGAGCGGAUUCUGCAGCACCUGGAGGCCAAGGGCAAAGGAGACUCGCUGCAGCUGGCCGAGGAAUGGAAGGAGGACGUGCAGAAAAUCGUCGGCGCCAUCAAGAGCCUCGAGGCGCUCGGCAACGUGAUCUCGGUGGAGCAGUACACCAAGAAGCUGUGGGAGCUGACGUCCGAGGGAAAGGCCGUGGCUCAGAAUGGCAGCCACGAGGCUGUCGUCUUCAAUGCCGUCCCUGAGGACGGAAUUUCCCAACCAGAACUUAUGAAAGUGUCUCCGAACGCGAAGGUGGGCUUCAGCAAAGCCAUGUCGGCCGGUUGGCUGGUGCUGGACAAGUCGUCAGGGCAGCCGGUGGUGCGGCGGAAGGUCGCGAGCAUCGACGACGCCGUUCGGACGGACCUGUCGGCGCUGCUGCUCGAGGGGCGCGACCAGAUGAGCGAGGCGCAGAAAGUCGAGUACAAAAAGCGGAAGCUGCUGCAGGAGGUCGUGGUGAAGGGCUUCCACCUCGGAAAGGGACCUGAAUUCACGCUGUCCGUCAGCAAGCCCGAGACGGACCUGACGCCCGAGAUGAUCGCGCAGGGCACCUGGCGCAACAAGCAGUUCAAAGACUACAACCUUCAGGCCCUGGGCGCUCCCCCGCCCUGCGGACACCUGCACCCUUUGCUCAAGGUGCGUGCAGAGUUCAGGCAGAUCUUCCUGGAAAUGGGCUUCACCGAGAUGCCAACCAACAAUUACGUCGAGAGCUCGUUCUGGAACUUUGACGCCCUCUUCCAGCCGCAGCAGCACCCUGCCAGGGACGCCCACGACACCUUUUUCCUCUCAGACCCAAAAGAGUCUUCGAACUUCCCCAUGGAGUACUUGGAGAGGGUGAAGAAGGUGCACACGGAGGGUGGUUACGGCUCUCAGGGCUACGGUUACGACUGGAAGAUUGCGGAGGCGCAGAAGAACCUGCUCCGAACGCACAGCACGGCCGUGAGCGCUCGCAUGCUGCACCGGCUGGCCAAGGAGGGUUUCCAGCCCGUCAAGUACUUCAGCAUCGACAGGGUCUUCCGAAACGAGACCCUGGACGCGACCCACCUUGCAGAAUUCCACCAGGUCGAGGGCGUCAUUGCUGAUUACAAUCUCGGACUCGGCGGACUGAUCGGCGUUCUGUACGAGUUUUUCAAGAAGCUGGGCAUCGAAAAGCUGUACUUCAAGCCGGCCUACAAUCCCUACACCGAGCCGAGCAUGGAGAUCUUCAGCUACCACGAAGGACUGAAAAAGUGGAUCGAAAUUGGAAACUCGGGCAUGUUCCGGCCGGAAAUGCUGCUGCCCAUGGGCCUCCCUGAGAACGUCAACAUUUACGGAUGGGGACUCUCGCUCGAAAGGCCAACUAUGAUUAAAUACGGCAUCAACAACAUCCGCGACCUGGUGGGGCCCAAGGUCGACCUGCAGAUGGUCCACGACAGUCCGAUUUGUCGGCUCGACAAAGAGGACGAGCCCACGGAGACAUCAGCUCCUCCUUCCAGCGUUGAAGCCCUUCAGCAGGAGUGGGAGGUCAUCGAGGACAGACUGCGAAGGCUCGAAGCCAGAGUAAGCGACCUCCGAAGCCGUGUGGGCGUGGCGCCGCAGCCGAAAAUCGACCUGACGCUGUUCGCCGAUCCAGAAAAACCACCCCACUCUGUUCUAUCGCUGCUAAGCGCCCUGGGGGUCAAGGUAGACUUCCAUCGGCACUCGACCCUGCGGACCGUGCCCUCCGAGCAGCUAGAACAGGACCUGGCCGGCCGACCGGACGCGGAGGGCCGCUGCGUGAUCGUUUGGGCGCCGGUCGGCGCGGCCGUGGAACUGGUUUCCUCGCCCGUGUCCGCCGUCAGGGUGAAGGGCGAGGCCAACGUGCUGCGCCACCUGGGCAGGCUGCUCGAGGCCAGCAGCGCCGGCGUCUGCUGCUACGAGCGCCUUCCGGCCGAACUCGCCACCCAGGUCGACGCCUGGCUGGACAGGGACGCCGCUUCGCUGGUCAGGACGCUGGACGCGAGGCUGGCGAAGGAGCAGUUCCUUGUCGGAGGACGACUCACCCUGGCGGACAUUUUCGCCGUGUCUGUCCUCUCGAAUUCAAAAGUCAAACUGUCUGCUAAUGUCGAGCGGUGGUACCAGAAAUGCGUCAAACUCAGAUUGAGUGUCUUUAAAUGACAAUAAGAUCGAAAUAUAAUUUAUUUCUCCGCU